AUCCGAUCGAAACCCUAGCUCCUUCAUAAACCCGACCGCCCCCGCACCUCCUCCCCCAAACAUUUCCCUCCCCUCGAGGUUCCUCUCCCGCCCGCUCGAAAUCUUUCCCGCAGAUCUCGACCCCGAUCCAUCGCCAUGUCUCAGGUAAACAACCGCAAUGCUUCCGCGGGAAAGCGAGCUCGAACUGACGGUGGCCGUCGAGAAGAUGACUGGGUAUGCCCUAGCUGUGGAAAUGUCAAUUUCUCAUUCAGGACAACAUGCAACAUGCACAACUGUUCUCAGUCGAGGCCAGCAGAUCACAACACAAAGUUUGCUCCAAAGGCUCCCCACGUACCGCCAGCUUAUGCAUCAUCAGCUGGUGGGUAUAUGGGUGCUGCUGCUCCGUCUUCGAUGUAUCUUGGUGCUCCUCCUUAUGCUUCAUCACUUCACAAUGGUCCUGCUCUUUCUCCAUAUAAUCUCCGCUUCCCAGGCAAUUCUGCCUACCCUUUCGAUUAUGGAAACCGAUCUGUUGGGAGCCCAUAUGGGCCAUUGCACAUGUCUGGACCUUCUUAUUCAAGUGGAUCUGUGAUGGGAGCAGGUGGUAUGUAUGGUAUGUCUCCUAUGAUGGACAGAUAUGGCCUUGGAUUGCCUAUGAUGACACAUGGCGCUAUGGGUCCGAGGCCUGGAGCGUAUCCAGAGGAGAGCUCACAAAAGAAGGCUGCAGGUGCUGGGCGUGAAGAUGACUGGAAUUGCCCUUCUUGUGGAAACCUCAACUUUGCCUUCCGAACUGUAUGUAACAUGAGGAAGUGCAAUACACCAAGGCCAGGAAGUCAGGGAUCUAAAUUUGACAACUCCAAAGGUUCAAAUAAGCCAAAAAUGCCAGAAGGGAGUUGGAAGUGCCCGAAAUGUAACAACAUAAACUAUCCGUUCAGGACAAAGUGCAAUAGACAGAACUGCGGUGCGGAAAAACCACCUGAGGAGAACAUGGCUGAGCAAUCAGCUGAUGAGGAUAAUCAGUGAGUCUAAAACAGUAAUGUGGGUCGAGAAGGUUCAGAGUCGUCAGCGUCACACAUGAAUGUAUGGAAAGGUCAGUUUUGUCUUGUUGUUUGGCGGUUGUCGAGUUACUCCACCCACUCGUGAUUUCGGUUCAGUCGUACUAGCGGUAACUAGUCUGUCAACUAGUAACCAUUAUCUUGGUAUCUUGUGUCGGUCCUCUUUUAAGAAUUGGUCAUGUGUAGCCUAUCAGAUGUUGUAUGGUUUUCGCAGAUUGGUUUAUUAUAUUUGCUGCUAUUUUUAGGAAUACUGUUUUGCAUGCUAAACUUUUUGGUGUCUGGUUUCUGGUACACAUUCUAGAUCGUCUAAUGAGCUAUGUACUUGUUCCUUACCGUGGGACUUAUGGGACUUGUUGUCAAGAUUAUUUGGUGUUGUACUUGUUAUCAUUUGGUUAGAUUUAUGAUGUUGUGCUUCCAUUAUGUUCA
This is a messenger RNA of Asparagus officinalis (garden asparagus), 1457 nucleotides long. Its product is annotated as ranBP2-type zinc finger protein At1g67325. The coding region runs from base 136 to 999 and encodes 287 amino acids. NCBI's taxonomy places the organism in Eukaryota, Viridiplantae, Streptophyta, Magnoliopsida, Asparagales, Asparagaceae. The record is from RefSeq and is a predicted model, not a curated record. The transcript has 10 exons.